This is a messenger RNA of Carassius carassius (crucian carp), 1714 nucleotides long. Its product is annotated as C-reactive protein-like. The coding region runs from base 858 to 1538 and encodes 226 amino acids. The transcript has 5 exons. The record is from RefSeq and is a predicted model, not a curated record. NCBI's taxonomy places the organism in Eukaryota, Metazoa, Chordata, Actinopteri, Cypriniformes, Cyprinidae.
CAAAAGAAAUAACAGAGUUAUUUCAGAAACUGCAUAAUGAGCUAAACCAUCCCAGUGUUAAAAUGAUUCAAGUGGAACUUAGAUUAAGAAAUCUAAACAUUUCCUACUUGGAGGAAUCAUUAUAGGGAGGUAAGAAAAGAAUGCCAGAUAUGCAGGAAGUUUAUGGUCGCUAAAGGUUGUGAGGAAAGUGAAUUACCAAAGGAGUAUCCUUCACAGCAGAUUAGUACUGCCUUUGCAGGGCCAUUACGCCACAAAACUAAAAAAAGAAACUGCUAUUUUCUGAUUGCCUUCGAUAACCACAAUAAGAAAACCAUGAUAUAGUCUUUGAGGUCAGCAAUCGAAGAAAGGGUAGUAGAGUGUUUAAAAGAAUGAAUAAAGUGGCAGGGACUGAUUGAAAGUCUAAGAGCAGAUGGUGCACAUAACAUAAGUGGGAAACUAGUAGAAAAAUUCUGUAAAGAAAAUAGAAUAAUACUAGUUAAAUCCAUAGCCUAUACUGUCCAGAGACAAAUGGAAUUGCAGAGCGCGCAAUUAGAACUGUUAAGGAAUGGUUUGCUAAAAAUAGAGACCUAGGUGACUGGUACCAGAAUACUGAUCGGUGUUUAUUGCACCUCAACAGGUACAAUACGGUGAACCUGAAAGAAAGAGAGGUUAAGAAAAACACAAGAGUGAGAAAUCCAGAGGAAGAGACAUUUGAAAACCUCUUUGUGUUCUUGGUCUCAUGAUCGUGUGAAUCCUCACACAGCAUCUUUUGUUGGUUUAGCUGAUGUCACGAUGGUACAAGGAGGGAAGCAGCUCAGCAGCGUUGAUUUCCUCAGAGACAGAAAUAAUAAACACCCUUCUGCUACACAAGCUGCAGUAUGAUGUUGGUGCCAGUGGUUUUAUUCCUCGGUCUGCUCUCUCUGACACCAGCAGCUACUGAAGUGGGUCUCGGUGGUAAAGUGCUUCUGUUCCCGUAUGAGACUGAUUUCAGUUAUGUUAAACUCACACCUAAGCAGCCACUGGGCCUUACAGCGUUCACGCUCUGCAUGCGCGUCGCGACGGAGCUCCAGGGCGAGCGUCAGAUCAUUCUGUUCGCCUACAGGACGCCCGACUUCGACGAGCUCAACGUGUGGAGAGAGAAAGACGGUCGUGUGUCCUUCUACCUCAGCGGCGACGGGGCGUUUUUCCACCUGCCGCAUCUCUCCACCUUCCGGACUCACCUGUGCCUCACCUGGGCCUCGCGCACCGGACUCACGGCCUUCUGGGUGGACGGACGCCGCAGCGCAUUUCAGCUGCAUAAACCGGGUCACAGCAUCCACCCGCAGGGCACCGCUGUUCUCGGACAGGACCCCGACAAACACCUGGGCGACUUCGAGACGGUGCAGAGCUUCGCCGGCGAGCUCACGGACCUGAACAUGUGGGACUACGCCCUAACCGGAAACCAGAUCAAAGCGCUGUAUCUGAACCACGCGCAGCGCGUGCCGAGAGGAAACCUGUUCGACUGGAGCACCAUCGAAUAUGAGAUCAAAGGAAACGUGCUGGUCGUGCAAGAUGAUUGAGAUAUUCAGGCACAUACAACCGCGCAUGCUCAUUUGCUAUUGUUCUGUUUAAUUGGAAAUGCACAAACAUCAUCUAAAUAAAUAGUGCAUAUUUUUUUCAUAUAUAUUUCAUUAUAAACUUAGGAUAUUAAAGGGUAAAUCGAUGACUGAAAAUAUUUAUAUAUAUAUAAAUAAUA